Cryptomeria japonica (Japanese cedar) is the source of this 3327-nucleotide messenger RNA. RefSeq lists its product as uncharacterized. The record is from RefSeq and is a predicted model, not a curated record. The coding region runs from base 1 to 3327 and encodes 1108 amino acids. The transcript is spliced from 2 exons. Lineage: Eukaryota; Viridiplantae; Streptophyta; Pinopsida; Cupressales; Cupressaceae.
AUGGCAAGAGGAAAGGGAAAUAAAGGGAAAGGAAAUACCAAACAGGGUCAACCAGCACCGACAAAAGUAAAUACAAGUGAUGAUAGAGGUGAUGAGGUGAAAAAUUUAAAGAGCCUGAAUCAAAGUUUACUCAUUACAAUCACCAGUGAAAGAAAACAAAUAGAUGAGUUGAAAAAUGCAUUGCAAAUGAGUGAUGACGCCUCUAAGAAGUUACUUGUGGAAGCCAGAAGUCUGUGGGAUUCUUGUGAGGAAGCCAUGAAAAGCACAAUUGAAGAGCUAAAGAAUGAGCUUAGUCAAACAAGAAUAUUGAAUGACAGUCAUGAAAAAAUAUGCACUCAAUUAACUCAAGAAAAAAAUGAGCUGGAAAAUAAGUUGAAAGAAUGCAAUGAUGAGAGUAAAGAAUUACAAUCUCUCAAAAAUGAGCUUAAUCAAACAAGAAUAUUGAGCUCGAGUCACGAAAACUUAUGUACUCAAUUGGCACAAGAAAAAGAUGAGCUGGAAAAUAAGUUGAAAGAAUGCAAGAAUGAGAUUCAGGGAUUACAAUCGCUGAAAAAUGAGCUCAAUCAAACAAGAAUAUUGUGUGAGAAUUAUGAAAAUUUAUGCUCUCAAUUAGAACAGGAAAAAAAUAUGUUAGAAAAUAAGGUGAAGGAAUGCAACGAUAUGAUUGAGGAACUACGAGGAAAUAUGAAUGAAGAUAUAUGCUUAUCGGAUAUGCAAACAGAAAUUGUAAAGCUACAAAAUAAGCUUGACUCUGUAAUUAAUGAAAAAAAAGUGUUGAACCAUAAACACGAGGAAUUGUGCGCCAAACACAGAAAUGAUAAAAAUGAGUUGAGAAAAUGCAAUGAAGGGGCUAAGAAAUUGAAAGCAAAGAUGGUCGAGGAUCAGAAAUUGUGGGAUUCUUGUAGAGUAAAUUUAGAAGGAAAAAUUACAGAGCAGCAAAAUGAGAUUGAUGAAGCUAGAAAAUUGAGCAAGAAACAUGAAGACUUGUGCAGUCAGUUAAUGCAAGAGAAAAUUAAAAUGGAAGAAGAUUUGAAAAAAAUAAAUGAUAGUUCUAAGAAAUUGAAUGCAAAGAUGACUGAAGAUGAGAAGAUGUGGGAUUUUUGUAUGAAAAAUUUGGAAGGCAGGGCUGUAGGGCUGCAAAAUCAGCUUAACGAAAUUCAAGUAUUGAGCCAAGGACAUGAAGAAAUGUGCACAAAGCUAAGACAAGAAAAAAAUGAUUUGGAAAACAAGUUGAAAGAGUUUAAUGAUAUAAAUAAGGAAUUAGAAAACAAAAUUAUUGAAUUUGAUGCUUGUAAGGUAGAGUUGAAAGGAAGAGUUGCAGAGUUGCAAGAUGAGCUUAAUGAAACAAGAAACUUAUGCCAGGAAAAUGAAAAUUUGAGCACAGAAUUAAGACAAGAAAAUACUGAGCUGGGAAAUAAGUUAAAAGAAUCCAAUGAUGAGUCUAACGAAUUGAAGGCAAAACUUACUGAAGAUGGUUGCUUGUGGAGUUUGUGUAAGGCAGAGUUAGAAGGCACAGUUGCAAGGCUGCAAAAUGAGCUCAAUGAAAUAAGAUUGAAGCAUGAAGAAUUCUACAUUCAACUAAGAGAUGAAAAAAUACUUUUGGAAGAAAAGUUAAAAGAGUUUGAUGAUGAAACUAAGGAAUUGAAGACAACAAUGACUGAAAAUAGGUGCUUGUGGGAUUCAUCUAAGGCAGAGUUGGAAAGCACAAUUGCAGAGCUGCAAAAUGAGCUCAAUGAAACAAGACUGAAACAUGAUACAUACUACAUUCAUCUAAGAGAUGAAAAAGAACACUUGGAAGAAAAGUUGAAAGGGUACGAGUAUCAGAAUAAAGAAUUGCAUGUAAAAAUGAUUGAAAAUGCCUCUGUCUGGAAUACUUGUAAGGCCAAUUUGGAAAAAGCAAUUGUAGAGCUGCAAAAUGAGCUUAAUGAAUCAAGAAUUUUGUCUCAGAAGAACCAAGUAUCUUGCAAUGAAAUAAGUAAAGAAAAAAAUGAAUUGGAAAAUAAGCUGAUAGAAUCAAUUAAUGAGACUAAAGAAUUGAAGGAAAACCUGGCUGAAGAUGGAUGCUUAUGGGAGAUUUGUAAGGAAGAAUUUGAAGACAAAGUUGCAAAAUCAGAGAAUGAGGUCGAGGAAGCAAGAAUGUUUAGCAAGAAACAUGAAAAAUUGUGGUCUCAGUCAAGAGAAGAAAACAAUGAGUUUGAAAAUAAGGUGAAGCAAUGCAAUGAUAUGAUUGAGGAAUUACAAGGAAAGAUAAACGAAGAUAGAUCUUUAUGGGAUGCUUGUAAGGCAGAUAUACAAGUAGAAAUUGUAGAGCUACAAGAUGAGCUUGAUUCUGCAGUUAAUGAAAGAGAAGUCUUGAAGCAGAGAUAUGAGGAAUUGUGCGCCAAACACAGAAAUGAUAAAAAUGAGCUGAGAAAAUGCGAUGAAGGGGUUAAGAAAUUAAAAGCAAAGAUGGUUGAGGAUCAGAGAUUGUGGGAUUCUUGUAGGGUGAAUUUAGAAGGAAAAAUUUCUGAGUUGCAAAAUGAGAUUGACGGUAUCAAGAAACUGAAUGCAAAGAUGACUGAAGAUAAGCAGCUGUGGGAUUCUUGUAAGACAAAGUUGGAAUGCAUGGUUUCAGGGCUACAAAAUGAGCUCAAUGCAACAAGAGUAUUGAGCCAAGGACAUGAAGAACUGUGCACAAAGCUAGGACAGGAAAAAAAUGAUUUGGAAGACAAGUUGAAAGAGUUAAAUGAUAUAAAUAAGGAAUUACAAAAUAAAAUGAUUGAAGAUGGACUUUUGUUUGAUGCGUGUAAGGUAGAGUUGAAAGGAAGAGAUGCAAAGCUCAAUGCAACAAGACAGAAACUUAAAGAAUUUUUCAUUAAUCUAAGAGCUGAAAAGAAACACUUGGAAGAAAAGUUGAAAGGUUUGGAUUAUAAGAAAAGAGAAUUGCAAAAUGAGCUUGAUAACAAAACAAUUUUUUUGUGCCAGAAUCAUGAAAAAGAGUGCACAGUAUUGAGAGAACAAAAGAGUGGCUUGCAGAAAAAGUUGAAAGAAUGCAAUGAUAGGAUCAAGGAAUUAAAUGCAAAAUUGGGCUUGUGGAGUACUUGUAAGGAAAAUUUGCAAGGCAAAUUUGCAGGUCUGCUGUACGAAAAAAGGAUAAUGAGUCAGGAACAUGAUGAAUUGUGCAACCAUUUAACAGAUGAAAAACAUAUGCUGGAACAUAAGUUAAGUGAAUGCAAUGAUAGGAAUUACAAAUUGCAUGCACAGACAAAUGAAUGCAACAAUAAGAAAACUGGUAAGGCAGAUUUUAACAUCUCUGUCAAAAUCUCAGUUAGAAACUCGAAGAACUGA